This is a messenger RNA of Heterostelium album PN500, 792 nucleotides long. RefSeq lists its product as uncharacterized. The record is from RefSeq and is a predicted model, not a curated record. Gene Ontology annotation, molecular function: nucleic acid binding. Bases 1 to 792 code for a protein of 263 amino acids. NCBI's taxonomy places the organism in Eukaryota, Evosea, Eumycetozoa, Acytosteliales, Acytosteliaceae. The transcript is spliced from 3 exons.
AUGGUUGAUGACCGUCUCCACAAUACUACUGGUACCUGGUCUAAGCACAUCGAUACUGUCGAGUUUUCAUUGAAUUCAACUGUUCAUUCAACUACCGAGUACACUCCGUUCAAGAUCUAUUUGGGACACAAUCCGUUAACACCACUCAACCUCGUCAAAGAAUCGGAUGCUCUGGUCGACGUCACAGACAAGCAAAUCAUUGAAUCUAUUAAGGAAAGGAAAGCAAUCAUUAAGUUAGUCAAACGGAACAUCUGUAUUGGAAAUCAAGAAAUGAGAUUUACAUGGAACAAAGGUAAAAAAGAAAACCAAAUCAAGGUAGGUGAUUACGUUUUCUACAAUAAUAAUAGAGAUGAUGUGAUUGGAAAAGAUGGAAUAAGUACAAAGAAGAAGAAGUUUAAUUCGAAACACAUAAUGUUAUACGAUCCAAAGAUGAAUGAUAAUUUAAUUAAUGAUGUCGACGACUUAUUAGUCGAAAACGGUGCUACGGCGGAGACCGAUCGGGGUAGUACCGUUGGCGAUAGUUCAGACGACUACGACGAUAUUGAUUUUGAUAAAUUAUUCGAUAAACGACGACUUCAUACCAAACACUCCCUCUAUUAUUGUCAAAGUUCUAGCAUACACCAAGUGGAGAAAGGAUAUUGUUGCCAUCCUCGCGCCAAGCGCAAGUUCACUCUUGGUACUUCCAAACUAGCUCGUGUCGAAUAUUUGGUUAAGGUUGGAAGAGCUCUCGCUUGGGUACCACUACCCGGUUAUACUCUAGCGACUAAGUUUAGUUCAGCUCAUUCAGUUUAA